This is a messenger RNA of Scatophagus argus, 2065 nucleotides long. Its product is annotated as coiled-coil domain-containing protein 112. NCBI's taxonomy places the organism in Eukaryota, Metazoa, Chordata, Actinopteri, Scatophagidae. The record is from RefSeq and is a predicted model, not a curated record. Bases 326 to 1873 code for a protein of 515 amino acids. The transcript is spliced from 14 exons.
UUUUUUAACUGCAUUUGUUCUAAAACUGACAUGCUGUUUGUCAGUCGGCAAGAUCUUAAGUGUCUCAAGUGUUUAACAUUUUCAUGGAACACAUUAGAUAGGAAGUCCAGUUGGACGACUGAUUAGCUAGCUAAUCGAUGCUAGCUAACGUUAUCCAAGUUAUGGGAGAGGGAAUCCGGUUGCUUACUGUAUGGUUUUGUUUUGUAUACGCUCGCCACAGACGUACAGUUGCCAAUGAAUACUAGUCAUUAAUUGGUGUAAAUAUGAUGUAGUUUUGCCUAGUGUUUUGCACGAGUACUAUUGACGUCUAGCCACCUGUCCGAAAAUGGAUGCCUUUGAUGUUACUUGGUUAGCAGUGGCGCAGUGGUUCUCCAUAGGCGAAGGACAUUGUGUUCUAUUAUCGGACGGAGCGUUAAAGGGAGAGGGAGACUCCAGUGUCCAGCAGCCCUCCACACUCACCAGUGACGGUGUGGACCACAGGCUGACCCGACAGAAAACUGCACAGUUUCUCAGAGAAGCAGAUAAGAACAGGAGACAGAUUGAAAAAUUGGAGAAAGAGAGGACACUGAGUGUUCAGUGCAGGAAGAACGGCUGGACAGAUGUGUCUGGGGAACUGGAAGACUAUGAGAAAGAGCUGGAGGAAGAAAGAAAUACUGAGAAGAUGAAUCUUCAAAAGCAGCUGGUGAAGAUUCAUAAUGGUGUGAAGAAAUUUCAGAGACAGCUAAUAGAUGUGAAGCCAACACCUGAGUUGAUUGAAAGACUGAAGGAAAUAAUGUCCGAGGUGGAAAUCUCAAUCAACGCCCUAAAGGAGGAACAGCGAUCAUGCUUUGAAGAACUUCUGAAGGAAGAGAAGACAUGCAGACAGGAGGUCACUGCUCAUGAGAAGAAGAUAAAAAACUGGAGCCUUGUUGUUAAGUCAGACCCCAAACUACCCACAGCUCCUGCUGUUAAGGCCCAACCCCCCGAUAGAGACCUCCCUGCAGAGGUAAGAGCACUGGAGACUUUCCUGCAGAAGACAGGAGGCCUUUAUGGUGGCUGGGACCAAUAUGACCACCAAGCCUUCCUUAAAAUCUGGACAAAGCACAGUGGGCAACUUGCUUACAGGAAAGAGGCCAAACUGUACCUGUCCAGUAAAACAAUGGAGGAGAUAGAGCAGCAUGAGGGUUGGCAUCAAGAGCUCAUCUAUCUACAGGACAGAAAAAGAGAGGCUAUUCAGCGAUGGAAAGCCAGCAAACGUAAGGAACGCCAGAUCAGGAUACAGAGUCAGAAGGAAACAGAGGAGGCAGAAAGGAGGAAGAGGGAGGCCAAGACCCAAGCCCACCAACACAGGACUGAGGAGGAAAAGAGAGAGGUGGCACAGCGGCUGGAGGAUUGGAGGGAAGAGAAGAGAAGGAACAAGGAACAUGAAGAGGAGCAGAGACUGGCAGAGGAGAUACAAAAGAGGAGACGAGCAAAGGAAGAGCGUCGCCGCCAGCUGGAAGUGAAGCUUACCAUUGAGGAGCAACUUCAACUCAGGAAAGAGGAGGAGGAGGAACAGGGGAGGAGGAGGAGAGAGGAGGAACAGAGGGAGAUGGAGGAGAGGAGAAAACAGGCAGCAAAGGGCAUCAAACGCUUUAAUGAAAGGGAUCUUCACAAGGUGGAGUCAAAGCUUCAUGAGAAACAGCUGAAGGAAAAAGAGGAAGAGAAAAGACAAAAGAGAAUUGCUGCUAGGUUGAAGGAAAAAGUGGACAGUCAUGUCAGCAGAGAUCCCUUCAGGUUUAUCCGUUCCACUAAAGGAUGGGAGGAGCGAAUGAAACACAUUGGACCCUCAGGAGGAGGACCUGUAACACAGAUGUUUCACAGAGCUGUUCCAACUUGGAGACAGGGCCUGUGACGAGCAGCAGUGGAAGUCAACUGGACAGUGCCGAACAAUGCUUGUUUUAAUGAACAAAUUAAAUGAAUAUUUAUGCAAUGAGACCUCAGCCAGGUUGUGCCUUUUUAUCUACUCUGUGCUGCUUUUUCAGGUUUCGUACAAUCUGUGAAUUAAAUUAAAUGUUUCUUUAAAUAAAAGCUUGUCUUUACUGUU